Molecule: messenger RNA, 1434 nt
Organism: Saccharomyces mikatae IFO 1815
Lineage: Eukaryota; Fungi; Ascomycota; Saccharomycetes; Saccharomycetales; Saccharomycetaceae
Gene: PUT1
Product: proline dehydrogenase
Exons: 1
Coding region: 1-1434 (477 amino acids)
Cellular component (GO): mitochondrion
Molecular function (GO): FAD binding; proline dehydrogenase activity
Source: RefSeq, a predicted model, not a curated record
AUGAUAGCUUCUAGAAACUCCUUACUAGUUACUAAAACCCGUCUGCCAUCGCUAUGCUACCCUUUGUUGAAAAGGUCCUAUGUGUCAAAGACUCCGACACACUCUAACACAGCCGCUAAUCUGAUGGUUGAAACUCCAGCCUCGCCCAAUACUAACGGCAACAGCGUAAUGGCGCCUCCCAACUCAAUCAAUUUUCUACAAACGCUCCCCAAGAAGGAGUUGUUCCAGCUGGGGUUCAUCGGUGUCGCAACUUUGAACAGCUUUUUCCUUAACACAGUUAUCAAGUUAUUCCCUUACAUCCCUAUCCCAGUGAUAAAAUUUUUCGUCUCUUCCCUAUACUGUGGUGGUGAAAACUUCAAAGAAGUCAUAGAGUGUGGUGAGCGUUUGCAGAAGAGAGGAAUAUCUAACAUGAUGCUUUCGUUAACUAUCGAAAACUCCGAAGGGACAAAGAGUCUGUCUAGUACUUCAGUCGACCACAUAGUUGAAGAAACCAUCAGUUCUGUCCACAACAUUUUACUGCCCAAUAUCAUAAACCAGCUGGAAUCCAAGCCAAUCAACGACAUUGCCCCUGGUUAUAUCGCUUUGAAACCAUCUGCUUUGGUCGACAACCCUCAUGAAGUCCUGUACAAUUUCAAUAACCCGGCGUUUAAGGCCCAAAGAGAUCAACUGAUCAACAACUGUUCAAAGAUCACAAAAGAGAUCUUCGAAUUGAAUCAAACGUUGUUGAAGAAAUACCCUGAAAGAAAGGCUCCCUUUUUGGUCUCUACCGUCGAUGCUGAGAAAUAUGAUUUGCAAGAAAACGGGGUCUACGAAUUACAAAGAAUUCUUUUCCAAAAAUUCAACCCCGUUUCAUCUAGACUGAUAUCAUGUAUUGGUACCUGGCAACUGUACCUGAGGGAUUCCGGAGACCAUCUGUUGCACGAAUUGAAACUGGCACAGGAAAAUGGUUACAAACUUGGGUUAAAAUUGGUCCGUGGCGCUUAUAUUCACUCUGAAAAGAACCGUAACCAAAUUAUCUUCGAUGAAAAAACAGGCACUGAUGAAAAUUACGACCGUAUCAUCACACAAGUGGUCAACGAUUUGAUUAUUAAUGGCGAAGAUUCUUAUUAUGGUCACUUGGUCGUCGCCUCCCACAACUACCAAUCCCAAAUGCUCGUUACAAACUUGUUGAAAUCUGCCCAAGAUAACUCUUAUGCCAAAUCGAACAUCGUAUUGGGACAAUUACUAGGUAUGGCGGAUAAUGUUACUCAUGAUCUUAUUACCAACCAUGGUGCCAAAAACAUAAUCAAAUACGUUCCAUGGGGUCCGCCACUCGAAACCAAGGACUAUCUUUUAAGAAGAUUACAAGAAAAUGGAGACGCUGUGAGAUCUGAUAAUGGCUGGCCAUUGAUCAAGGCCAUAGCAAAGUCUAUUCCCAAAAGAGUGGGGCUAUGA